This is a messenger RNA of Ipomoea triloba (trilobed morning glory), 1092 nucleotides long. RefSeq names its product probable protein ABIL4. The transcript has 8 exons. The record is from RefSeq and is a predicted model, not a curated record. Bases 108 to 899 code for a protein of 263 amino acids. NCBI's taxonomy places the organism in Eukaryota, Viridiplantae, Streptophyta, Magnoliopsida, Solanales, Convolvulaceae.
CACUCUUCUUUCCCCUAAAGGUUAUCCUGUGCUCUUGCAACGUUUCUGUUUUUUGCUCUGUACAGUUUCUUUGGUUCUGUUCUCAAGCUUUCUUGCUCAAGGAAACAAUGCAGGUGGAUACUGUGUUGCCUGCCAAUGAACAGAUGAUGAAGAUGAUACCAGAAGUUGAAGAAACAGAUGAGGAUAAUGAUGAUACCAAAUUUCAAAAGUCUCUAAGAGAACUCAGGGAUUUGUGCUCUCAGCUUCAUCAUGCUGCAGACUACUGUGAGACCACAUUCCAGAAUUCUGAACAGAAGAGAAGUGUGGUGGAGCACACAAGAGAGUACAUAUGCAGGGCUGUCGUUACGGUCAUUGAUCAUCUGGGAUGUGUAUCUGCUAACCUUGAAUGUUGUCUUGCAAAGAGCAACAACAUUUCUGAAACAGAACUUCGAAUUGAUUGCCUGAAACAGAGGCUUGGAACAUCCCAAUACUAUGCUCAGAAGCUUGCAGUUACCAGAUUUUACUGGAGCGCUAGUUGCCCGAGAUUUCACCCUCGCUAUCUAUCCCCGCCAAUGCCAGAUCCUAUGCGAACAGGAGGAGUCACGAGGGAAUCAGAUAGUCCAGUUGCUGCUAAGCCUGAAUUUGAAGCAGAAGAUGAAGUGCCACUUUUCCUCUACACUUGCAACUACAAGGCUUCUUUGGCUGAGGAUACUGAGAAGGGGAUUAGCUCCUCACCAGUGCUGCCUGUUCGUCAUGACCUUCCAGCACUACCAAAACCUCAAAAUCCCAAUUUUGAGUUCCAGGAUGGUCGGAAGCUAAAACGGAGCAUAUUGAACUGGAAAGCAUUGCAGACUACAGAUUUGAAGUCAAUGAUUCGGCGAGGCAAAAGAACACUAAACACUCCUGUUAGCUACUGCUAAGGUUAAUUAGGACUUGAUUCCUGUAUUUGUAAUGCAUGUAUGUAUAAACAAGCACAUCCAUUCCUGCUUCAACUAGAGAAUGUUAUCAUUUCAGUUUCAUAUUUAAUUAAGGGAUGGUUAAGAAUAUGGUGUUAUUGGUGAUUUGGUGUACAUUAUCAUAUCCUUUGAUUUACGGAAAAGUCUAUAACUGCUA